CUUCAUGGUUCGUAGCUCGACGCGUCUGCCACGAUGUUACCUUGCUGAUCUUCGCCCAGGCUUCACGAAUCUCGAUACGCAAGGAGGAGUGGGAUAGGCGCUUACACGAAGUGCAGGUCACGAAAGAUGACCUGAACCGCCUCAUCAUGGACUACCUCGUCAUUGAGGGUUACAAGUCCGCGGCGGUGGAGUUCAGCCAGGAGGCCAGCCUCGCUGCGCCAGUGGACUUCGACAGCAUCGAGAACAGGAUGAACAUACGCGAGGCGCUGCAGCGCGGCGACGUGGAGGACGCGAUCACGCGCGUCAAUGACCUCAAUCCUGAUACCCUUCGGAUCUUAGAUACGAAUCCCGCCCUUUACUUCCACCUUCAACAGCAACGCCUGAUUGAGCUCAUCCGCGACAACCGCAUUGACGAGGCGCUGCAGUUUGCGCAGAAUGAGCUGGCGCCUCGCGGCGAGGAGAACCCUGAGUUCCUCGCCGACCUCGAGAAGACUAUGACGUUACUGGCCUUCGAGUCGUCGCCGGCGGCACCUCCUGCCGUCUCGGAGUUGCUUUCCUCUGGCCAGCGUCAGAAGACUGCUGGUGAGGUGAAUGCUGCCAUCCUUGAGAGCUUGAGCCAAGGCAAGGAGGUUAAGCUUGUCGGCCUGCUCAAGCUGCUCAGCUGGGGCGAGUCGAUGCUGGAGGAGAGGGCUGAGUUCCCGAAGUUGAAUCUUCAGGAGGGAACUGUCACGUCCGACGAGGACGAUGGCAAUGGCAUGAAGAUUUGAGUUUCGCAUUUACUCUGUAUCAUAGCACCGCAUCGCAUUCAUUGUAAUGAACCAUACCAUCGUCGGAAUAUUAUUGUUGGAUAUCCUAUAUGAAGAGAGAUCUACUGUACAGCGAUAGGACACUCGCUGCCAGUCCUCAUUCCCUGGCUGCUCGAGCUUCUCGAAGGUGAUGGACUUGCCGGAGAGCAUGGUCUCAACGGUCUUGCCAGGAGUGAGAGCAAGGUCGGCUGUCUGCAGGAUGUCAGUCGCGUCAGGCAGGGAUUCGUGCGAC
Messenger RNA from Schizophyllum commune H4-8, 1038 nucleotides. RefSeq lists its product as uncharacterized. Bases 147 to 767 code for a protein of 206 amino acids. NCBI's taxonomy places the organism in Eukaryota, Fungi, Basidiomycota, Agaricomycetes, Agaricales, Schizophyllaceae. Gene Ontology annotation, molecular function: protein binding. The record is from RefSeq and is a predicted model, not a curated record. The transcript has 6 exons.